Molecule: messenger RNA, 1257 nt
Organism: Fopius arisanus
Lineage: Eukaryota; Metazoa; Arthropoda; Insecta; Hymenoptera; Braconidae
Product: zinc finger protein 706
Exons: 3
Coding region: 201-434 (77 amino acids)
Source: RefSeq, a predicted model, not a curated record
GGAGAGUAAUUGUAGGUUGUACGUGCAGUAGAGGGAGAACCACGGUGCUGGCUCGUCUUUUUUUUAGAGUAAAAACUCUGAAUUUUCAAUCAACAACCUCAAAAUUCAGGGUAACUCCGAUUCUACUAGUUGAACGGACUUUACGACGCCGCGAAAAUUGUUGGCACACAAUUGGGUAAAAUAUCUCGGAGUGACCAAGAAUGGCCCGUGGACAUCAGAAAAUUCAAUCGCAAGCGAAGGCAGCUGAAAAAGCUAGCAAGUUGAAGAAACAACAGGGCCACAGUGCCAAUGAGCAGAAGAAAGCUGCACAAAAAGCCUUGGUCCAUGUCUGUGUAGUUUGCAAAGCUCAGAUGCCCGAUCCAAAGACGUAUAAACAGCACUUUGAAAAUAAACAUCCGAAAAAUGACAUGCCUGACGAUUUGAAGAAUAUAUGAAGGUGAAAAUUCGUUUGGUCUCAAGCAAGCAGACAACAGGCAAAAGUGGCAAGAUAACGCGAGGAAAAAUAAAACAAAUAAACGAUUAAAUUAAUUGAAAGAAAAAUGGCACGGAAUGUUGAGAAAACAACGAGGCAUCAACAAAAGUUAAUACGAGUGAUAUAUAGUGUAAUGUUUUAUCCAGCCGAUUUUAAUAGCAUUGAUUAAUCGUGGAAAUAAAUGGAAAUCCACUAAAACAUUUGACACUAUUCCAUACUUUUUUUUUAUUGGUUCUUCGACUUUUUCGAUUCAACUUCUCAGAAAUGCACUUAACACUGUUAUGGAAUGCACUAUAAUAAUUGAAUUAAUUACUAGUGAUUAUUGAAUAAUAAUUAGUGCUUCGUAUUCUGGAUGGACGUACAUUAAGAAAUUGUAGUCAUUAAAAAUCAUUACUCCCUGUUCUCUUCUGUUCCACUCAAUUCCUGAAUUAAAUGUAAUAGAUUUGUUCUAGAAUCAACGACUGCCACUACCAACUAAAUUAUAAUCUAUAUAAUCUACGAAGCAAAAGGAAAAAGAUGUUAAAAACUCAAAUAUUAAUAGGACAGCGAUUACCAUCAUUCUUUUCUUUUCGUAUUUUGAGCAAGUGGAUCUAAGGGUUUUUUUCAUUAAUAUAAACUUGAUUCAUUAUGAUGUAAAUCAUUCACAAAUCUUUGUAGAUAAUCACUCAUUUAUAAUGAAUUUAUAUUGAUUUUUUCCGUCGACAUGCUUCAAUUGUACUUAAUACUUGUUCUUCUUUGAAGAAGAGUUUGAAAUCCUUGGAAUAAUAAUUUGUACAUGCACGAAA